This is a messenger RNA of Ostertagia ostertagi, 942 nucleotides long. NCBI's taxonomy places the organism in Eukaryota, Metazoa, Nematoda, Chromadorea, Rhabditida, Trichostrongylidae. The record is from the annotation of a GenBank genome assembly.
AUGGCGCGCGAGUUGAUCAAUACGAAAAGAGAAAACCGUCGACCACCGGCUAUUCUGUCAAGUGGAAAUCGUCUAACUCUGUACUUCAAGGCUCACGAUUUUACGCAAACGGUUGGCUUCCGCGCUCGCUACGAAUUCGUAGAUGAGAAGGAGUGGUCAGAUAGACCAAAUGCCAGAGACUGCGAUGAAUUUCUCGAAGGCUAUGGCGGAGAGAUCAAAUUGGAUGGCAAUCAACAAUUAAUCAACACAUAUGUGGAUUGUAUCUGGAUCAUCGGACGCUUUCCACACAUGGCUCGGACCUUUGAUAGGAUAUAUUUGAAGAUUGAGGAGUUCCACAUGAAGGGAGUCGGACUAAGGUUGGAGAUUCGAGAAGGUGCCUCGUCUACGUCCGAUCGCUUGCUGCUUCUGUUCGAUUCACAAACACGGGAUCAGGUCCAACAUAAACAGCCUCGGCACGGUUUCGCAACGACCUCUUCGUCACCUGCCUUCUAUAUACGACUUCGGGGAUAUCUCAUGGGGAGUAGCGGUUUGGAAAUCGUCUACACUCAGUUCUAUCGUUGGGCUACUGCUCUCUGCCCAGGGAUUGGAGAAUUUCACUGUGACAACGCACGCUGCAUUAAGGCAACACUUCGUUGCGACGGAAUCAAUCACUGUGGUGACGGCAGCGACGAACAUUGCCAACGUCCCAUUUCCGACUUCAAACAGCCUGAUGCUGAUGUGUCCGGAUUGAUAGCGCUGGUGAUUGGUGUGUGCGGUCUGAUUCUACUGAUAAUCUCAACAACAGCUGUCAUGGGUCGCUUCUAUCGUCGACGACUUGCCGCACAACUAAGCGGCACCGAUCUGUCUGGACGUACGUUUAUCAUACAUUUGCAAGAUUCACAAGCAUUUCAUAAUUCGAAGAAAUCGUCCCCGGGAAUUCCUGCAUUCCUUACCAACUACUAG